Messenger RNA from Equus caballus (horse), 680 nucleotides. It is a transcript of the gene TMEM239, whose product is annotated as transmembrane protein 239. The record is from RefSeq and is a predicted model, not a curated record. Lineage: Eukaryota; Metazoa; Chordata; Mammalia; Perissodactyla; Equidae.
UCACAGGACAACUCAGCCUCCUGGAGGCUCUGUUACUGCUGCUUCUGGGCCUGAGGCUGCUCCUGGGAGCUCACGGCAUGCCCUUGGCCCUGCUUGGCCUGGCUUUCUGCCUCCAUCCUUGGGCCUGAGUGCCCUCCUGAAAUACACUGGCCACACUGCUUCCUCAGGCCUCCUUUCCUCCACCCUGGGCUGGGCAGGUGCACCAGGCAUGAUGCAGCAGCCGCGAAUGGAGACAGAUGCCACUGGGGCUGGCGAGGGGCUGCAGCGGGCAGUGCCCUGGUCGGCUUGGGUCACACGGCAGGGCUGGGUGCGCUGGUGCAUGUGCCACGUGCCCCAGAGCUGGACCCAGUGGUGGACCACAUCGGGCUGGCGGCAACCACUGCAGCGCAUGCUGUGGGGUCUGGAGGGGAUCCUCUACCUGCUGCUGGCCCUGAUGCUGUGCCAUGCACUCUUCACUACUGGCUCCCACCUGCUGGGCUCCUUGUGGCCUGUCGCGGCCGCAGUGUGGCGCCAUCUGCUGCCAGCUGUCCUCCUGCUGGUGCUCAGUGCCCUCCCUGCCCUGCUCUUCACCGCCUCCUUCCUGCUGCUGUUCUCCACGCUGCUGAGCCUCGUGGGCCUUCUCACCUCCAUGUCUCACUCAGGCUACGCUCAGGACUUGGACCAAUAGAAGGGCAACCCCA